AUGGAGGCCAACGUUGAAGACUUACGUACCAAAGUCCUGCAAAACACUCUUGAGCAGAUCUCGUCGCUAGCUGUUGGAGGAGAUACCGAAUGCUGUGUAAUAUGUCUUGGUGCUUUGGUCGAACAGUGCGAAGUGCAACCUUGCCAGCAUAACAAUUUCGAUUAUAUCUGUCUGGUGACUUGGGUACAAGAACAUCCAACUUGUCCGCUAUGCAAGAGUGAUGUCCGCGAAAUCCGAUAUGAUCUGAGUGAGGAUGGAAAGCAAGGAAAGAUCUACAAAGUUCCAACGCAAUCCGAGGGUCCUGACAAGUCUCAUGACCAGGCCGAAUGUUUAAGCAGAUCGGCCUCGCUUUUUGAGCGCCAAAGCAGCAGCGAUACUGAACGCUCGGAACGAGCUCUACGCCAAUACGAAGAUGAGGCCAUUCAAAGACGGCGUUUUAUCUACCGGAAUAACCUCUACUCUCUCCAUGUGGGUUCGAAUUGGUGCCAGCCUGCAAAUUCAAGAUACAGAGAACUGUCUCCAAAGCUCUUCAUGACAGACCCCGAGCUCGUAGCUCGAGCCAGAACCUGGCUAUGCCGUGAGCUAUGCGUAUUCGAAUUCCUCUAUACAAUCGACGACCCGCCCCAGGGGCAUUAUUCUGUCCGCAGACGCAGACCAAGUAGGGCAGAGUUCUUGCAUGAGUACAUCAUCGCCAUUCUUAAGACCAUAGACAUUCAGCACAGUACCGGCCAGGCGGAAGACAUGAUCCAGGAGUUUCUUGGUCGGAAAAACACCCAACUUUUUCUACAUGAGCUGAAGGCUUGGCUCAGGAGCCCUUAUCGGUGGCUCGGUGCAUGGGAUCAUGCUAUUCAAUAUAGUGAUGGGAAUACCCUGCCCCGAGCAUCGCAGGAUGUGGCUAUAACCCGAGAGUUAGAUUUCUGA
Messenger RNA from Penicillium alfredii, 921 nucleotides. RefSeq lists its product as uncharacterized. Gene Ontology annotation, biological process: protein polyubiquitination; protein monoubiquitination. The transcript has a single exon. The record is from RefSeq and is a predicted model, not a curated record. Gene Ontology annotation, molecular function: ubiquitin protein ligase activity. Lineage: Eukaryota; Fungi; Ascomycota; Eurotiomycetes; Eurotiales; Aspergillaceae. The coding region runs from base 1 to 921 and encodes 306 amino acids.